AUGGCAACAGCUUAUCUUUUCCGUGAAAUUUUUGUGAUUACGGGCCCUCUAAGUCGAUACUUACAAAGUGUUAAUGUAGAUCCUUGUAAAGCGUUAGCUAUGAUCGACAGCUCUCUUUCUCAACUUCAAAAAUUACGUAGCGAUCCAGAAGAGAUCAUUAGAACUUGUGACAAUGAAUACGGUCCAGUUGAAUGGAAAGAAACAAGGGUGAGAAGUCGAAGAGUAAUGGAUGGUGAGAUUGCUAGAGAUGAACCAGAGGCCACACCCCUUGCUCACUGGAAACGUGAAACAUUCCAUGUUGCUGUUGACACCAUCAUCAAUUCGAUGAGAAAUCGUUUCGAGAAGAACCGGCCAUCAUUGCAAUCGCUUGCAAUGUUUGCCCCAAGCGGCUUCCCCAAGCUUGUGGAGAACUUCCAAAAUGCCCGCGACUUGGAAGAAAGCAUAACCAGUUUCUGCACGACAUAUCACAUCGAUUCAUCAUGCUGCGCCGAAGAGCUGUUCACCUUUGCACCUUCAUUCUUGAAGUUCAACCGCUCUCUUUUCGUUUUUCCCAAAGAAAGAAAGGAGGAUUUUCACGAUGUCGAUGGCUCUGAUUCUGAAGAAGUAUAG
Molecule: messenger RNA, 609 nt
Organism: Paramuricea clavata
Lineage: Eukaryota; Metazoa; Cnidaria; Anthozoa; Malacalcyonacea; Plexauridae
Source: the annotation of a GenBank genome assembly